This is a messenger RNA of Notothenia coriiceps (black rockcod), 4569 nucleotides long. It is a transcript of the gene ark2cb, whose product is annotated as arkadia (RNF111) C-terminal like ring finger ubiquitin ligase 2Cb. The transcript is spliced from 7 exons. The coding region runs from base 257 to 1207 and encodes 316 amino acids. Gene Ontology annotation, molecular function: zinc ion binding; ubiquitin protein ligase activity. Gene Ontology annotation, cellular component: nucleus. NCBI's taxonomy places the organism in Eukaryota, Metazoa, Chordata, Actinopteri, Perciformes, Nototheniidae. The record is from RefSeq and is a predicted model, not a curated record.
GACCAAGGUUAACCGAGAGGUAGCUGCAGCUUUUGUGUGAGGAGCCGCAACAUCGCCCUCUUUUGCUCCGGACAUAACAUGACAUGUCUGCUUUUCUGAACGACAACCAACCGAGGCAGACAGUCUUUCGUCGGGUUUGCCUGUGGUGCUAGUAGCCAGCCAGCAACAACCAGCCGCCUGAAUGUAGAUCCGCAUGGGCUACUACUAUUCUUUCUCUCCAAAACACCCAGCGGAAUCAUAAGAUAAGGAUCCCAGGAUGGUCUUAGUGCAUGUCGGAUAUCUGGUUCUUCCUGUAUUCGGCUCAGUAAGAAACAGAGGAUCGCAUUUCAACCGGCAACAGCAGCAGCAGCACAGCCAUGCUACCUCUUGCCGGCACUUCCAGUUAGGUCCUCAGGCUCCGCUGCCCAUGGACUUCCCCAUGCCCCACCCAGGGCAGCCACAGUCAGGCAUUAACCCCCACCUGGCCCCUCCUGGCCACCAGCUUGGCCCUCCGCUCCACCCGCCCCUCAACCCCCUGCCCGGCCCCCAGUUCCAGGACAUCCCUGCCCCUCCCUUCCUACCUCAGGCAUUACACCAGCAAUACCUCCUCCAGCAGCAGAUCCUCGAGGCCCAGCACCGACACAUCCUGCCACCUUCCAGGUAUCCACACAGGGAUCUAAGUGUAGAUGCUGGGCUGCCCCCCCACCAGUAUCACAUCCAUCCGCUGCCGCAGCACUAUCAACACUACUUGACCUCUCCUAGGAUGCACCACUUCCCCAGAAACAAUGCCUCAACACAAGUGGUUGUCCAUGAGAUCAGAAACUACCCGUAUCCCCAGCUGCACCUGCUGGCUCUGCAGAGUCUCAACCCCUCCCGCCACGCCUCUGCUGUUAGAGAGAGCUAUGAGGAGCUUCUGCAGCUGGAGGACAGGCUGGGCAGUGUGAACAGAGGAGCGGUCCAAACCACCAUAGAGAGAUUCACCUUCCCCCAUAAGUAUAAAAAGAGAAUACCCCAGAAUGACCUGAAGAUGUGUCUGGAAGAUGAGGAGCUGGACACAGAUGAGAAGUGCACCAUCUGUCUGUCCAUGCUGGAGGACGGAGAGGAUGUCAGGAGAUUACCCUGCAUGCACCUUUUCCACCAGGGGUGUGUGGACCAGUGGUUGGCCACCAGCAGGAAGUGCCCCAUCUGCAGAGUGGACAUUGAGACCCAACUGACCCCCGACAGUUGAUAGCUCCUGUCGUCUCCUGCAGCUUUGGAUCUGGUCUCGUUAAUUCUCCAUUGCCUCCCCCCGAGGGAAGCUCUGCCAAACACCCCUCUCUUCCCCUCUGCAUCACCCACAGGCCUGCCUUCAGAGGCAAGGCUGUGACAGAGGGAUCAACAAAGCACACUCACCUACAACACAGCGAGGGAUGGGGGUCGAUGCAUAGAUGGGGGGGCUGGACUGAAGGUUGAUUUGAAUGGACUUGCUGGAUGUAAAAGGUAGGAGCGGACACGUAUGGACAGAUGUGCUGAGGCUUCACACAGAUCCUGUCAGAUUGUGCACCCUGUGUGCAGUUCUCCAUACAGCCAUGGAGAGGACCUCUGACUACCAACCUCCCCAGCUCACUGUGGGGUGUAUUAAGGCCAUUUCUCUGCCACUACAUCUAACCCCCCUGCCUAAACCCCCCCCCCACCCUCUGCCUGUGAAAAAAAUCCUUUAAGCUGCACUCUGCCCAAGCCCUCAGCACAUCUGUACAGAACAUUAUCAAAUGAUUAGCAUGAGGUUGUUUGGUGUGAACUCUUGUAGCUGAACGCUUGUGGUGUAAUGGAGUAUAGUACUGAAUAAGUAUUUACAGAGUAACAGUGUUGUGUAGCAAGCAAAAGCCUUUUCAGAAAAAAUGUUUGUGAAAAAUAAACCUACAAAGAGGGUGAAAAUGGCUCAAAUAAGAGAGAAUAUCUGCGUGUUGAUUAAUCAUAGACAAUGAGGAAAGAGAUAGUUGUGUAAAAAGGCCAAAAAUCCCUCUUUCUGGUCUAACAUGGUUUUGGAUUUCCAGUUAGUAGAUGACAUCAGAGUUGAUGCUGAACCCGCUAACUGCAGGCAUGGCUUCCAGUGAUCUGUGUAGUGUCGUAGUGGGGCCUCUAUUAUAGAGCAGGGGCCUCAGAUGUGCAUGCUGUAUGACAGGCUUGGGCUGUGUCGUUAAUAUUGUGGAGCAGUAGAAACAGGGACUGUGUGUCUGUGCAUGUGAACCGUAUACUAUGACGAUCCCACUCAUUCAUAGAGGAGGACAAGAAUGCACCAAAUUCCCCUCCCCACCUCCCCUCUCCCCCCACUCAUCCCGAGUAGACCAACGUUGCCCUUAGACAUAGAUCUCACACCGACGUAGCGAUUCUCUCCUGAUGUUCCAGGUCAGGAUUCAAAGAGCUGGUGGUGGAUCCGUGUCUAAGUGCAACUCCUCUCUGUGGCCUCGCUCAUAGCAUGAUCACAUGACGUGAGAGGCCGGCAUGGGUUCGAGGAUUUGGUGCCUGAGGUCUUGCCAUCAGAGUGAAUACAAUCUGACAUUUGUAUGACCUAUUACCAGAACCUUAUUGCCUAUCAAACAAGCACAUGUGAUUUCUAUAUACAGUGAAUGGCCUCUGUGGUGUAUCGGCUCCUUUUCAUUUCAAACUAAGUUGCUCCCACUGUUCUGAUAAAAAGACUGUGUCUGGUGUUACAGGGAAAAUACAAACUAGUUUGCCUGUGAUAUGUGCUAGAAUGUGUAUGAUUGUCCCCACUCCCUCCCCCCCAUGGUAGUAGUGUAUGGUAUUGCUAGAACAACUGUGAUACGCUCAGUGAUAGAAGCCGUUUUCUCUUUAUCAUGCAUGAACCAUGUUGGCGUAGUUCACUUGAAGGAGGGUGAAAGGGAGAAAAAGCCAUCCAUUUGAAAAAUACCAAACAAUUGUUCUUAACAUUAAUUUAAUUUUUGAAUUGUCUUUUUCUGCCAUUUUAUUUUUCUUCUCGUAUUUCUUUUGCUCACAUGCCAAUUUGGACAUGGUACUAAUAUGCCGAGUCCGUGUCCAUUUUAACCAUAGUGAAGAAAAAGCUGCAAUGCUGCAAAAACAUAUUUAUUGUUGUUAUAAUGUAGCUUGUGUUUUGUAAAUGCACUAUAAUAUGGAGUUGCCUGAGUUUUUGGUUUGGUGGUGUGGGUUCUUCUUGUCCUAGACUUUGUGUUCCGAUUCAGUUCCAAGUAUUUCAUGCUUCCUUGUGUAUUAUUGGAGGGUUACUUGACUGUUUGUGUUGCGUUUUCUUUUUCUUUUUGUAUGAAACCUCCAUCCAAAAAACUACAGAUGGAUGAAAAUGGAGGUUUUGCUAGUUCACAUAGAAUGCUGUGAUUAAAGAUGCCUUAAGUAUUUAACAAUCAUUAUUUAUUACUAACUGUAGCUAGCUAGCUAUUGUGGUGAAAUAUUUAAUGUCUCUAUCUCAUAACUUUGCAAUUUAAUCAAUAUAUUUAUUUAAAAUAACACAAAAUAUUAAAAAAGAAUACCUCAUUAUGCAUUGGUCGGUGGGGAUGCUUUUGCAUGCCGUCUGUGUUUUCUUUUUCAAAGGAGAAAAAAAAGAAACCUGUUGAAAAAUUGACUUGUGGGGGUGUUUCCUGACACAUUUUUAAGCCAGCAUGGUGCUGUUGAUCUGGAUUACAUUCCAUUCAUGUCACCUCUUGAAUUUACUUUAACUCUUUUCAUUAUUAAACAUCCUCUCUGCUUUGCUAGGAAGCAGAAGACGGGGUACAACCCUUUUGGUCUUAGUAUGGCUCCACAAAUAGCUCGCUUUUGUUAUAUGAUACUGCUUUGUUUCCCAUAAUCCGUUUUUUUCAUUUUAUUUUAUUUUUUACCAUGUUUAUGAUAUUCUAUCAUAUCUGGAUCUCAAUGUAGUGCUUAUUAUUAUUAUUAUUAUUAUUAUUAUUAUUAUUAUUAUUAUUUUAAGACCCACAUAAUGAGCUGUAUUAACUGUCCCUUAUGUAUUGCUGGCAAUUGCUUUGUGUGGGAUUUUUGAAAGUAUCUAACAUGCUAACUUGAGCCAUUGGUCUUAUUACACGCAUUUCUGGUGUACUGUGGUUAUACAAAAUUGAUAGUGUGUUUCACACUGGGUAUAAUAAGCUAACUAUGUUUUCAGUGUGCAUUUCUUAUUAAUACUCUACUAAUCCUGCAAACUAUUAUAACCUGUAUUGGAUUGGAAUGAAGCUGGCUGGUCUUACUAUUAUUCUUAUUAUUUCAUUUCAUGCUCUCACUGGCCUUACCCCGUGUCCUCCACAGUGUACCCCAUUACUCCAGAGCAAACUGGACAGUAGCCAUAGUAUUAACUCAAGCUGAUGAACCGGAAUGAACAGUAGAACUUAAAGCACAAGCUUUUUAAUGCAUGUCCUUCUCAGGUUUUCCUAUGUGUAUGUGGGAGUAGCUCUGUAGAUGUGUUUAAUAUGAUGCUGUACCUUCUUGAAUAUUUCAGAUGUUUCUUUGCUGCUGAAAAAAUGUUGAUUAUUAACCUGCCAGUGAAAAAGGGAAGUGGCCAUCUUUGUACAACACACUGCUGUUUUGCUGUAACCGCGCAAUGUUUUAUGAUCUUGAGUAUUUUAUAGAAAA